AACCAGUCUGCUCCUGCCGGCUAAAACGAACGUGCUCUCCCUCCGCCACUCCAUCUCCUCACUCCCCGGGAACCGAAGCAUGGCUUCCGUCACCGCCCGCGCCCCGGUCGCGGCCCUGCGCCCGUCGGCAUCGCUCAAGUCCACCUUCCUCGGGCCCUCUACCCGCCUCGGCCGCACCUCGUCGUCGACAAGGCGCAGCAGCCUCAGGGCGGAGGCCAAGGGCGAGUGGCUCCCCGGCCUCCCCUCCCCUGCCUACCUCGACGGCAGCCUUCCAGGCGACAAUGGUUUCGACCCAUUGGGGCUGGCGGAGGACCCGGAGAACCUGCGGUGGUUCGUGCAGGCUGAGCUGGUGAACGGGCGGUGGGCGAUGCUGGGCGUGGCGGGGAUGCUGAUCCCGGAGGUGCUGACGAAGAUCGGCCUGAUCAACGCGCCGCAGUGGUACGACGCCGGCAAGUCGGAGUACUUCGCGUCGUCAUCGACCCUGUUCGUGAUCGAGUUCAUCCUGUUCCACUACGUGGAGAUCCGGCGGUGGCAGGACAUCAAGAACCCCGGCUGCGUCAACCAGGACCCCAUCUUCAAGAGCUACAGCCUGCCGCCGCACGAGUGCGGCUACCCCGGCAGCGUCUUCAACCCGCUCAACUUCGCGCCCACGCUCGAGGCCAAGGAGAAGGAGCUCGCCAACGGGAGGCUGGCGAUGCUGGCGUUCCUGGGGUUCCUGAUCCAGCACAACGUCACCGGCAAGGGGCCCUUCGACAACCUGCUGCAGCACCUGUCCGACCCCUGGCACAACACCAUCAUCCAAACGCUCUCCAGUUGAGUUCAUCGAGUGUGGUCAAUUGGUGACCCGAUGGAGGGAGAAGACAUACAUUGAGACGAUCGAUGUGAAUUCCUUUCUGGAUCUGUAUUCGUGCCGUGUUGUUAAUCUGGAUUCUGGAGAGGAGAUUCAGACCGUGUUGUAACGCAUGGUGAAGAGAGUGGGGACUGAGGAGUGAGUGGUAUGUACAUUAAUCACAGGGGAGGUUAAGGAUAGAGAUUGCUUGAGUGUCUAUCUCGAUGGGGUUCGUUCUGUGCUUA
Molecule: messenger RNA, 1074 nt
Organism: Phragmites australis (common reed)
Lineage: Eukaryota; Viridiplantae; Streptophyta; Magnoliopsida; Poales; Poaceae
Product: chlorophyll a-b binding protein 4, chloroplastic-like
Exons: 3
Coding region: 80-817 (245 amino acids)
Biological process (GO): response to light stimulus; photosynthesis, light harvesting in photosystem I
Cellular component (GO): membrane
Source: RefSeq, a predicted model, not a curated record